Cyphellophora attinorum is the source of this 2325-nucleotide messenger RNA. RefSeq names its product 3-isopropylmalate dehydratase. The record is from RefSeq and is a predicted model, not a curated record. The transcript is spliced from 2 exons. The coding region runs from base 1 to 2325 and encodes 774 amino acids. Gene Ontology annotation, molecular function: 3-isopropylmalate dehydratase activity; 4 iron, 4 sulfur cluster binding. Gene Ontology annotation, cellular component: 3-isopropylmalate dehydratase complex. Lineage: Eukaryota; Fungi; Ascomycota; Eurotiomycetes; Chaetothyriales; Cyphellophoraceae. Gene Ontology annotation, biological process: L-leucine biosynthetic process.
AUGCCUUCCGCAGACAAGAAACCCCAGACUCUGUACGACAAGGUAUUUGAGAGCCAUGUCGUCAGCGCAGAGAAGGAUGGCACAGUGCUCCUCUACAUCGACCGCCACCUCGUUCACGAAGUGACCUCCCCACAAGCCUUCGAAGGCCUCGAGAACGCCUCCCGAAAGGUUCGCCGACCCGACUGUACACUCGCCACCACCGACCACAAUGUCCCCACCUCCUCCCGCAAGAACAUCAAAUCCGUCGCCGAGUUCGUCAAAGAGGAAGACUCACGUCUGCAAUGCGUCACCCUGGAAGAAAACGUCAAGAAAUUCGGCCUCACGUAUUUCGGGUUGGGCGACAAGAACCAGGGAAUUGUCCAUGUCAUUGGGCCUGAGCAGGGCUUUACUCUGCCUGGUACGACCGUGGUUUGUGGCGACAGUCACACGAGCACGCAUGGCGCGUUUGGCGCGUUGGCGUUCGGGAUUGGGACGAGUGAGGUUGAGCAUGUGCUUGCGACGCAGUGUUUGAUUACGAAGCGGAGUAAGAAUAUGCGGGUGCAGGUGGAUGGGAAGCUGGCGCCGGGCGUGUCCUCGAAAGAUAUUAUAUUGCACGUCAUUGGGGUCAUUGGGACAGCGGGUGGCACGGGUGCAGUGAUCGAAUUCUGUGGGAGUGCCAUUCGAGGAUUGAGUAUGGAGGCGAGGAUGAGUAUUUGCAACAUGAGUAUCGAGGGUGGCGCAAGAGCUGGAAUGAUUGCGCCGGAUCAAAUCACUUUCGACUAUCUCAAGGGCAGGCCGCUUGCGCCUAAGCCGGACAGUAAUGAGUGGAAGAAGGCGACGAAUUAUUGGUUGAGUUUGAGAUCGGACGAUGGGGCGAAGUAUGACAAGGAAGUCUUUAUUGAUGCGAAGGAUAUUGCACCGACGGUCAGCUGGGGUACGUCGCCGCAGGACGUGGUAGCGAUUACUGGUGUGGUGCCCAGUCCGGAUGACUUCAGCGACAAGGACAAGAAGGCGAGUUGUGUGCGGGCUCUGGAGUACAUGGGACUGAAGGCUGGGACGAAGAUGGAGGAUAUUGAGCUCGACAAGAUCUUCAUUGGUUCGUGUACGAACUCGCGCAUCGAGGAUCUGAGGGCCGCAGCGAAGAUCGUGGAGGGCAAGAAGAUUGCUUCCAGUCUCAAGCGAGCGAUGGUUGUGCCAGGUUCUGGUAAUGUCAAGAACCAGGCUGAGCGGGAGGGGCUGGACCAGGUAUUCAUCAAUGCUGGCUUCGAAUGGCGAGAGGCCGGAUGCAGUAUGUGCUUGGGCAUGAACCCAGACAUUCUCUCGCCACGGGAACGCUGCGCGAGUACCUCAAAUCGAAAUUUCGAGGGUCGGCAAGGUGCUCUAGGACGGACGCACUUGAUGUCACCUGUCAUGGCGGCUGCAGCUUCGUUGACGGGCAAGUUGACGGACGUGAGGAAACUGGUCGACAAUGCUACACCACAGAAAGCUUCACCGAAGCUGGACGUACAGCCCGAGUUUGCCGAAGUCGAUUCCGAGGAAGAGCUUGACCGAAUCCUGGAUAUCCCAACAACAGAAAGCGCCGGACACACAAACAAGAAUCCAGAACCGACCGAGUCUGGCGGCAUGCCCAAGUUCACAGUCUUCCGAGGUAUCGCGGCGCCUCUCGAGAAAGCCAACGUUGACACCGACGCCAUCAUACCCAAACAGUUUCUCAAAACUAUCAAGCGGACUGGCCUUGGCACCGCCCUCUUUCACCCUCUCCGAUACAACGAAGACGGCUCCGAUAACACGUCAUUCAUCCUCAACCAAGAUCCCUACCGAAAAGCUAAGCUCCUGGUCGUGACAGGCCGCAACUUUGGCUGCGGAUCAUCACGCGAGCACGCCCCAUGGGCGUUGCUUGACUUCGGCAUAAAAUGUGUCAUCGCACCCAGCUACGCGGACAUUUUCUUCAAUAACUGCUUCAAGAACGGCAUGCUCCCCAUCGCUAUCCCGGACGACCAAGCCACCAUAGAGAAGAUCGCAGACCGGGCAAGAGCAGGCGAGGAGAUCGAAGUCGACCUACCUGGUCAAGUCAUCAAAGCCGCCGACGGAACAGAACUGGCCAAGUUCGAUGUCGAGGAGUUCCGGAAACACUGUUUGGUGGAGGGCUUGGACGAUAUCGGCUUGACGAUGCAGCAGGAGGCACAGAUUACCGAGUUUGAGAGGAAACGGACGAUGGACACGCCGUGGUUGGAUGGUAGUGGGUAUCUGAAGAAGUGGCGAAAGGGCGAGGCCACCAAGGUCGAGGCGGCGCCGGUGCCGAAGACGAACCGCGGGGAGGUCAAGACUGAUCCUGUUGAGUGGUAA